AUGGGCUCUCCAACUGCUUUGAACUCUCCUACUGCACCAAACUCUCCAACUGUGCCGAGCCCUCCACCCACGACGAGCUCUCCAACAGCACUAGGCUCUCCAAAUGCGUCAAGCCCUCCACCUGCGACGGGCUCGCCAACUGAGUCAAGCCCUCCAUCUGUGACGGGCUCUCCAACGGCAUCGGGCUCUCCAAUAGCACCAAGAUCUCCACCUGCAACGGGCUCUCCAACUACACUGAACUCUCCAAAUACAUUGAGCUCUUCAACUGUGUCGAGCCCUCCACCUAUGACGAACUCUCCAAUUCCGCCAUGCCCUCCACCCAAGAUGGGCUUUGCUCUGCUUGGGGCUCUCCUCUACUCCGGGCUCUCCUUAACCGCCCACCAUGGAAGGCACUCAGCUUGCCACCUGGCAGCGGGCUCUCCUGAACUGCACGGGCUCUCCUCCCCUAGAGGCUCAUCUACACGGGAUCUCAACUACUUAGGAUUGAACUGCACAUGGUUGUACCAUCUCGAGAUCUCCUCUACACGAGAUCCAUCUGAUCAGGUGAAGUACCCACGUGCCAGCAAGGCCAAGUCCCUAGACUCGCCGCGACACAAAGGUUGA
Juglans regia (Persian walnut) is the source of this 603-nucleotide messenger RNA. RefSeq names its product proline-rich receptor-like protein kinase PERK2. The transcript has a single exon. The coding region runs from base 1 to 603 and encodes 200 amino acids. The record is from RefSeq and is a predicted model, not a curated record. Lineage: Eukaryota; Viridiplantae; Streptophyta; Magnoliopsida; Fagales; Juglandaceae.